Messenger RNA from Aspergillus sclerotioniger CBS 115572, 1501 nucleotides. Its product is annotated as transcription factor IIF subunit TFG2. The transcript is spliced from 4 exons. The record is from RefSeq and is a predicted model, not a curated record. Gene Ontology annotation, biological process: transcription initiation at RNA polymerase II promoter; transcription by RNA polymerase II. Gene Ontology annotation, cellular component: transcription factor TFIIF complex. Bases 169 to 1323 code for a protein of 384 amino acids. Lineage: Eukaryota; Fungi; Ascomycota; Eurotiomycetes; Eurotiales; Aspergillaceae.
UACCACUCGAAGCUUCAACUUCACGUACGUCACGGACGACUACUCUCCUGACCAUCAAAAUCGUUGAUUCGUCGCUCAUUUUUACCUCUUCUACGGUCGCUUUAUUAUCAUCCGCACGUCCCAUUACUUCUUUGCCCUGUUCGCGCGACUGUCAAGCUGUGUGGCGCAAUGGUCCCCCAAGUCAAGCAGGAUCCGGAUGCCCAGUCGCCAUACAUCAAGUCCGACCCAUACAUCAAACAAGACCCCGAUAGCAAAGAUGCAGUACUCGCCGAUAUUGAUGAUGAAGAUCUGUACGAAGAUGCGGGCGAUCUAGAUUUCACGGCUGCAAAUCAGAACGUGUGGCUUUCACGGAUUCCCCGGUCGCUAUGGGAACAUUGGUCGCAUCUGUCAAAUAGCGGCGGCGACGAUGAUGAGGAAAUUCAGAUUGGGACAAUGAGAAUUGAAGGCACGCCGAAUGAUAUCAAACGGGUCAGUCUGCGCAUAAACGGGCGGGACGACAAUCACGAAAUCCCCAAGGAUUACCUAUUGCAGCGGCAAACGAUAACUGCUGAGAACGUUUCACACUUGACACAAAAUACGUAUCUGUUUACCGAGAGGGACAUUCCCGGUCAUGAGAACCGGAUGGUGGUCUUUGGAGAGGCGCGUUCUGCACUCUAUGAGUCGAUGAAGCGGGAAAUGAAGAAAAAGGAGCGCAAGAAGAAAUGGGAACCCUACGUGAGGAAGACUGUGCCGAAACAAACGGCUUUGGUAGGAAGCGUGAGCGAAGAGUUCAACUGCCUUCCGGUUGAAAAUGAGGAAUUCCGACACUUAUCCGAAAAGAAGGCUCUGGAGGCGCUCAAACCGAAGCGUGAGACUGUCUUUAUCGAUAAGCUUCCAGGCAAGCUGCUCCAACCGCGGAAUGCAUUGCCCGGAGAAAAGGGUGCAUUUGUGCAAGCAACAAGGCCCCUCAAGCUCAAGACCCAGGAGAACAAGACGACGCGUAUGCCUCAGAACGAGCUGUUGGAUCUUAUCUACGGGUGUUUCCGAGAGUACAAGUACUGGCCGUUUAAGAACCUCAAGGCGAGACUGCGACAGCCAGAGGCCUAUCUUAAGCAAACAUUGGAGAUGGUAGCGCACUUGGUCAAAGCCGGUGACUUUGCUAUGACCUGGGAGUUAAAGCCAGAAGCCAGGGAAAGCCACUACUCGGAUGCAAUGUUCAGCAAUCCCAAAGAAGAACUUGCCCCGGGACUGGAUUACAACUUCGACGAUGCUUCGGAUGAGGAGGCCACACCUUCCGGCAUGGUUACAGAUAAUGACGACACACAGUUCGAGAACGCUUUCUGAAGCGCAAGAAAUCUAUGUAGCAUAAGGACCAUGGCGUUUUCUUUGGGAGUUUCUUGGGUGAUUUGAUAAAGGCUGCUUUAGAUUUAUUCAUGACGGCUUAGAUGACUACCUAGCCCAGUAUCUAGCACGCAUAUUACCCAAACCAAUAUUAUGGAGCUGGGAGGCUUCAGUCGCUGAC